AAACUAGUCACUUUUUCGUUUACGAUAAUAUGAAUGCUGAUGGUUUUAGAAGAAGGUUACAGCUCUCACUAAGUUGUGUAGCAUUUUGAACGUUAGCUAACUGGUUAACGUCACGAAGUUGCGUUCAAGUUUGCGCAGGCUGCGUCUGAGAUUGACAAUAGCGAUAAAUGAACUUGUAUUUCGAAAAGUUUCUUGUUGGCAGUCCGUAUUAACAUUAAACUAGCUCCUUAUGACUAGCUAGAAUUCAUAGUGAUUACUGUUAAUGUACAGAAGCUACCUUUAAAUUUCCUGACAGCCUGAGUGGAUCAAUAGGAGGUUCACCAUGUCCAAAGGAGACAAGGAAGGCUUUGUUGUGAAGUUUGUUCAAAGUAAAGGACCGAAAACGGAGUAUGCUAUCAAAGCUUAUGAGGCCAUUUUGGAGCUGCAGUCUGAAAAGCAUUUGAAAACAAUUGAAGAGGAUGAGGUUUUACGGAUGCACCAGAAGGACAAGUCUCUGUUUGUGUUCAGCAGCUUCACCACUCCAGCCUUUCUGCACUGCAAGGAGCUUGGUUGCAGAAUGGUGAGUCCGCUGGUGGUGCUGUACUGUCUGCAGCAACAACGCUGUGUCCCCAAAGCUGAAAAGCCUGUCUAUAACAUGGCCAUGGUUGACAUCACUAUUUCCUGCACCAGCCUGGACAAAGCAACACGGGCAGAUGUGAUGGAUCUGGUGCAGCUAAUGGGUGGACGAGUCUAUCUUGAUCUAAAUGUGUCUGUCACACACCUGAUUGCAGGAGAAGUGGGCAGCAAAAAGUACCUGGUCGCUGCAAGUCUGGGUAAACCCAUCCUGCUGCCCACAUGGGUGAAAGCCUGCUGGGAGAAAUCACAGGACAGUCUUUUUAGGUACACAGACCUGCCCAUGGAGGACUACCUGUGCCCUGUGCUGCGCGGCUGUACUGUUUGUGUGACAGGUCUCUCCAGCACAGAGCGCAAAGAAGUACAGCGGCUCUGUGAGCAGCACGGAGCCAACUACACCGGUCAGCUCAAAAUGAAUGAGUGUACACACCUCAUCGUUAGUGAACCAACAGGUCAAAAGUACGAGUGCGCUCGGAAGUGGAAUGUGUAUUGUGUGUCUCUGCACUGGCUCUUUGACAGCAUAGAAAAAGGCUUCUGUCAAGAUGAGAGCAGGUACACCGUGGAGCGCAAUGUGUCAAAAACCACCCGACCGCACACUUCCACACCUACGGGCACCAGCAAGAAAGAGGAGGGUCCAUCUCUUUUGGGCUUGAGCCACAUUUCUGUCAAUGCCAGCAUGACAAUAAACGACACAGCCCUCACCAAUGGCAUCAUCAGUCGUCUGGAAACUCCAGAUCCCAUAGACAGUCUGGAUCUCACUGUGUGCCCAGCUGAUGAUGUACUGGAUGGAUGUAAGCUGUAUCUGUGUGGCCUGCCAGGGAAGAAACUGGAGAAGCUGCGGCGUCUUGUGAACGCUGCAGGAGGUCUGCGCUUCAACCAGCCCAGUGAGGAGCUUACACAUGUGGUCAUGGGCGACCUGGACCAAAACCUCAAGAAUUUUCUCUCCAAAGCGACUCAUCGGCCCCACAUAGUGACAGUGCAGUGGCUGCUGGACAGUUUCUCCAAAGGCAGUUUACUCCCAGAAGCAGGUUACCUCCAUCCCGACUGUCUGCCUCCUGCUCCGCCCGCUGUGUCUGUUCCUGUCCGUCACUCUCCCGACUCCCGGCUCUCAGCUGGUCCGCCUGUAGCCAGCCCCAGCACUCCCCGGCAAAGGAGAGCGGAAGAGGAUCUGCUCUCACAAUACAUGGAUGACGACCCUACAGUGGUUGAUAUGCCACCACCAGCAGCAGCAGAGACCAGCAGCAGGAAGUCCUUCGGUACAGCUGCAGAGCCUCAGCCUGAGCCCUGGGCGCCGAACCAUACCAGAGGACCAGAGCCAAACUCAACCCUGCAGGAAGCCAGCGAAGCAGGACUGUUUUUCGGGAAGCGCUUCCUUUUUGUUGGCUUUGGCACUGAGGCCGAGGCGCAGCUCUCUAUGCUGGUGACAGAACACGGAGGCAGGGUUCUGAUGGGCCGUACGCGGGUUGUGGCAGACUAUGCAGUGGUCCCACUGUUGGGCUGCUCAGUCGAGGCCACAGUGGACGAGGUGGUCACUGAUACCUGGCUGGCCAUGUGCGUGGAGAAGGAGUGUAUUCUGCAACUGUCCUCCAACCCUUUAUUCACCCCUGUUCCUGUGAUGGAUGGCCAUUUUCCUCUGAAAGAUUGCGUUCUCUCAGUCAGCCAGUUCACCGGAGCAGAGAGGGAGUCUUUAGUGGAGCUUGCCAAGCACCUUGGAGCCAAUGUCCAGGACUACUUUGUGCGCCUGGCCAACCAGAAGAAAGGCAUGCUGGCCAGCACUCAUCUGGUGCUGCACAGUCCUGACGGCACAAAGUACCAGGCAGCAAAGAAGUGGGGACUUCCUGCUGUGACCAUGUACUGGAUCCUAGAGUCUGCUCGAACCGGCCAGAGGGCAGUGGAGGACAGAUUUCUAGUUGACCUGCCACCCUCACCAGAGAGGGAUGAAGAGAGUUUUGUUGGUGGUUCCCAGAAACCAGCCAUGCCUCCACCAGCUCGCUCCUCUCCAGAGAUCCCCCUGCUGGGUGUCCAGAGCGGCAAAGCUGUCACCCCACUGGAUUUAGGUCGCUUUCAGAGCAAAGUGUUUCGCUCCGUGUUGGACGAGAUGAAACCCAAAGAGGACAUCAGCACCCCCAAACAAAACCAGGAGGGUGGCAGAAGGAACCCACUUCAGAAGGAGUCGUCCCUGCAGCUCGACACGCCUUCUCGGUUCCUCAGCAGAGACCAGCUCUUCAGGCCCUCUUUUAAUGUCAAGGAUGCACUAGGAGCUUUGGAAACUCCAGGUGGAAGAUCGAAACCAGGAGAGAGGGUGGAGACGCCACUAACUGAUGUCGUCAACAGGAACCUGAAGGUGGCUCUGGCCAACAGCACCCGCAAUGCCUCAGAAAUGCAAGCAGUCUCUGCUAGUCCCCAGCUUACAAAAACAACUGAGAAGGAGGUUGCAGAGAAAGAAGCUGGUCCCCUGGCUGGUGUUGUGAUCUGUGUUGGAAAGAAACUGAGCAAAAUGCAGAGUGAACUGAAUGCCAUCGCUGCCUCACUGGGAGCUGACUUCAGGUGGGCUUGUGACGAUACCGUGACGCACUACAUCUACCAGGGUCGUGUCGGCGACAACACCCGGGAAUACAGAGGAGUGAAGGAGAGGGGGCUGCAUGUGGUCUCCCAGUACUGGCUGCAGGCGUGUGCUGAGGAGCAGAGGCACGUCCCCGAGUCUCUGUAUCCCUUCACCUACAACCCCAAGAUGAGUCUAAACCUGAGCCAAGUCCCCAACAACUCUCAGCGGUCUCCACCUUUAACACGAACACAAGUCAAAGACGCUGAAGCAAAGGCUGACAAGUCUGAACAUAAUACCACAGUGGAAACCCCUCGACGUGUCAGCGAUGGAAGCGUAGAUCACGAUGAAAUGAACGAUACUGCAGAAAGAAGUGAUAUUUCAGAGACCCUACAAAUGAGAGAGAACCUCCAAAGGCAGCUGCAGGAGAUCAUGUCAGCCACCAGACUGACGACGGGGAGGCGAACUUCAGUCAGACUCUCUCGGAUGGGAUCAGGAGGAGCCGACUCGAGCCCCAACACACCCGAUGGUGGCCGAGUUGGACGUAGCAGUAACAGACGAACUCUAGAAGCUCUGAGGGUGACCAGAGAAGCAGCUAUGGACAUCAACACGGAGCCAUCUCAGAGUGAACAGAUAGUUUGGGACGAUCCUACAGCCAGAGAGGAGAGGGCCAAGCUGGCUGAUAAUCUACAGUGGCCUGGAAGUCCCUCACAGCAUUCAGAGCCCUUCGCACCUCCACCUCCCCCCACCGCAGAGAACGGAUCACAGUUCAGGGACUCCAUGACCGACUCGGAGCUGGUGGAGAUGGCUGCUUGCGACGUCAUUGACCAGCACAUGGGCAGGAAGGUCAUGACGCCUCUAGCAGAGGAGCCAGAAAAUGACAUCCCCACUCCUAAAGCUCCCAGCAUCGCCUUUCCUCUCGCCAAACCCCCAGUGGCCCCAGAGCCACAAGAGGAGAGGAAGGAGGAGGAGCAGCCACCCAGAUUUCAGCUGUCCUCCCUCAGCCCUCAGGAGCGCAUUGAUUACAGUCACCUCAUAGAGGAGCUUGGCGGUGUCGUCUUGGACAAGCAGUCUUUUGACCCCAGCUGCUCCCACAUCAUCGUAGGGACGCCCCUGCGUAACGAGAAAUACCUGGCAGCGAUGGCAGCCGGCAAAUGGAUCCUGCACCGCUCAUACCUGGAGGCCUGUCGCUCUGUGGGUCGCUUCAUUCAGGAGGAUGAGUAUGAAUGGGGCAGUAGCUCCAUCCUGGAAGCACUGCCCUCCAUCACAUCCCAACAGAAGAGACUCGCGUUAGCUGCCAUGCGCUGGAGGAAAGCCCUGCAGAGGCGCUCUGAACAUGAGGGAGCUUUCAGUGGAUGGACAGUCAUGCUGAACAUUGACCAGAACAGAGAAUCAGGCUUCAGGCGGUUGCUGCAGUCCGGCGGGGCGAAGGUCCUGUCCAGUCCCUCCCCGUCCUUAUACAAAGAGACCACACAUCUGUUUGCAGACUUCAGUCGGCUAAAACCCGGAGACUUCAGGGUGGACGUAUCAGAGGCUACCUCACAGGGAGUCACAUGCUUGAAGCCAGAGUACAUCGCAGACUAUCUCAUGCAGGAGCCCACUCCGCCCAUCGAGCUGUACUACCUGGCUGCUGAAGCUCCUUCCAGUGAAGCUCCAGGGACUCCGUCACGUAAGCGUAAAGCAGCAGCAGACACGUCCAGACUGAAAAAGAGCCGCCUGAACUGAAACGCAGCCCCGAAAUGUCACCGCCGUAAUUCUCAAGUCUGUGAAAAUGAUUGUAAAUAAGAUUUUUUUUUUCAUGUCUGAAUAAAUAAAUGUAGCACCUGUUAAAUAAUUCUGCAUUUUUCAUACAAUGCACUGCAGUAGCUGCUGCUGCUGCCUGCACUGAGGCUGGAGUUGUGAUGGAUGACUCCAUGAAGGUCUGCAGAAAAUGUCGAGUCACGUUUUGUAAUUGGAUGCACUGAUAGUAGGUGGCCUGUAGAGGGCAGUGCAUCAUCACUGUGUGCCUUUGGCUUGUUUUUACCGAUGAUUUCUCAGCAGAAUGUAAAAGUGAGUCUCAAAUGUGCCUUUUUAUUUCUUAUAUAUUUAAUAACUCUACUUAAUGUACUGGUUUGACUUCUAUUUAUAUCUUCUUCAAUUUUACUCAUUUAAAGUUACUUUUUGAGCCUCUUCA
Molecule: messenger RNA, 5327 nt
Organism: Stegastes partitus (bicolor damselfish)
Lineage: Eukaryota; Metazoa; Chordata; Actinopteri; Pomacentridae
Gene: topbp1
Product: DNA topoisomerase II binding protein 1
Exons: 28
Coding region: 323-4879 (1518 amino acids)
Biological process (GO): mitotic DNA replication checkpoint signaling; mitotic G2 DNA damage checkpoint signaling; DNA replication initiation
Source: RefSeq, a predicted model, not a curated record